This is a messenger RNA of Tremella mesenterica DSM 1558, 5112 nucleotides long. RefSeq lists its product as uncharacterized. Lineage: Eukaryota; Fungi; Basidiomycota; Tremellomycetes; Tremellales; Tremellaceae. The record is from RefSeq and is a predicted model, not a curated record. The coding region runs from base 1 to 5112 and encodes 1703 amino acids. The transcript is spliced from 25 exons.
AUGCCGCCGCCCACUAAGGAAGAACUGUGGAGUUCGGGCAAAGACGAAACGGUGGAAGUCAAUCAGAGGGCGUUGAUAGAUAAAAUAUUGGCUCGAUACUCCGGGGAACAUACCAUUUUCCGAGAAUUGCUACAGAAUGCCGAUGAUGCGGGGGCUCAAGAGGUUCAAGUCAAGUUCUACUCACAGCAGGGUCUAGACGCUAUCGACCAUGGUCGAGGUCCAUUACAACCCCCCGACGUCAAGAAGGUACCCAUGGUACGAUAUGUCGUUACAAACGAUGGUAUCCCCUUCCGAGAUCAAGAUUGGCAGAGAUUGAAGAAGAUCGCAGAGGGAAACCCUGACGAGGAGAAGAUCGGAGCCUUCGGGGUCGGCUUCUACUCACUUUGGAGCGUGUGUGACGAUCCUUUUGUGGAAUCUGGCGAAAAAUGGAUGGGCUUUUAUUGGAAAGAUGGCAAAGAUCAACUUCUCGCUCGAUCUGGGAAUCUUCCACCCUCUUCUUCAUCUUCCAUCCCAACAACCCUUAGUGGUAACCCAUGGACGAACUUUACGAUGGCUCUUCGGGAACCUACUCUUCUAGAAGGACCUCUGGAUCUGGCUCGGUUUUUGGUCACAAGUCUCACAUUCAUGCGGACCAUACGGAAGAUUAACAUGCUAGUAGAUGAUAUCAAGGUGUUUGAGGUAGAGAAGAGCGUCAAAGGGCAAAACAGAGUGACCAGGAAAGGAUUGAAAGAGAUCAGUCCUGGGAGUAUGAUGACUGUUCAGAGCGUUGACGCCACUGGAAUGAUAAUCACCGCUCGAGUCAUGAAGUGGCUUUCCGCGACUGGCUUUGUUCCUCCCCCAUUGCCGCCCCCUAUACCCACCUACAGUAAACCCACCAAGGCGUUCGCCUCAAUCUUCUCAUCCACAUUUUUCAACCGAAGUUCUCCCGCACCCACUCCGGCGCCCGAGCCAACGCCUCCUCCCCCUCCAGAAAAUCUGACCGAGAUCACUGAACUACGACGUGAAAUCCAAGUCUAUCAAGCCGAAAUCAAAGUGACGGUAUCACCGACGUUCGCCAAAGAGCUCGAACGAGCAACGAAAAAGCCAGCCCCCGCUCGAAUGCCGGCAAGUCUUGUUUUCAGCCGCGGCGAUGAGGAACCGACGGUGACCGGAGAUAUUGCUAUCAAGAAGGAUGCUGCUGGUAUAUUUGCGGGGUUGUGUCCACCGCUUGAUGGUGAGAAAGGCGCUCGAGUGUUCAUUGGUCAAGCCACUGCACAGACUACUGGUAUUGGUGGCCACCUGGCAGCCCGAUUCAUUCCCACCGUGGAACGAGAAUCUAUCGAUUUGGUCGACAAACACGUAUCUCAUUGGAAUCGUGAACUCCUGAGUAUUGGUGGAUAUCUCAGUCGACUGAUAUACGAGGUGGAAAUGGUAGAGCUACAACAACUCUGGAGCACGACUUCGGUGUCUGACCCCGACACGAGGAAUCAGUUAUUGAAGCGAGGGCUACACGCCCUCAAAUUCUUUACGUUCAAGCCAACCACUCCUUCUUCGGUUGUUGGACAAACGAUGGAGUCGGCUUUCUUCUCAUGUUCCACAGAUAAAGCCACAUUUCCGAUUAUUUCCACAGCCGGCAUAUUACCCAGUAGCUUGGUCCGAAUGCCUGACCCGGAGUUGUUGCAGUUUCUCCCCGAUCUACCUGUCCUGACACCAGCCGCUCUGGAAGAAGCUUCUCGACAGAUUGCGAGGUUGCGCGAAAGGGGUAUGAUCCGGGAAACGACUUUCGAAGACGUCAUCAAGCAGCUUGGCCUACGACCUCUUACUGAGAAGGAGAUGGUCGCAUGUUUGCAAUGGUGGCAAACGAUGGCCGGAGCAGACGGAUACAACACGACAAAUGUUCGGGCUCGAUUACUAGACGCCGCUGUGUUGGUUCAAGAUGACGGCAAAGUUUUGCCUCUGUCCAUUAUCGAGACGUUUGUUAAGCCCCAGAGCUCGUCAAUACCUACCGAUAUGCCUUUACCAACGCAUACUAUACCGUACAACAUCACCAAAGAUCUCAAGGGUAACUUGAUCUAUCCAGUGUUCGGAUGGACCGAACUGACAAUGCUACAAUAUAUCACCUUCCUCAUCAAACCCCCUAUGUCCGCCGCUUCCCAAGCCUCCCCAGAUACAGAUCUACGUGUCUCGCCUGCUUUCGCUGAGAGGGUGUUGAGCAUGCUUGGUCGAUCUUGGUUGUCCAUCAGUGCCAAUCAACAAUCCGCGAUCGCCCUUGAAUUGAAGGAAGUUCCCUGUAUUCCAACCAAAGCGGGCUUCAAGAAACCUCACGAAGCGUACUUCGAGAAGAACCUUCUUUUUGAUGAUCUGCCAACUAUAGCGCUGCCCAAGAAUACGACAAUCAAAGGUGGGUUGGAGAAGAUGUUGUUGGGUAUCGGUGUGAGAAAGACUGUAGACCUUCAACUGGUCUUUUCACGCCUCAUUGGGGGAGGCACCUGGACUUGUGUUGACCUCAUGAAGUAUCUCGUCAGCGUCAAAGACACAUUGACCAAUGAAGAAGUGGCGCGAUUACGCCAGACUGCGGCCUUCCCGAUGGAAGUGGAGACAAUAGAAGGACAAAAACAACAAGUCAUCAGACAAAAACCUCAUCAGCUGUACGAGCCUACGGAUGCUCUUCGAGCACUUGGUCUUCCUCUUUUAGCAUGGGGCGAAGCCAAAUGGAGACCUAGCUCGGACGAAGCGAGAAUGUUGUUUUCUCUUGGACUGAAACGGUUCCCACCCAUUGAUGUCCUCGUGGGUCUUGCAGCUGGUCCAUCACCAAUAAACGAUCGAGCGCUUCAAUACCUUCUCAACAAUUAUAGUACCCAUUACACGCAAUUUGAUCCAUCUGCUUUUGCUACAGUCGCCUUUAUCCCUGCCACAUCUUCGACGGGGAAAUCCUUCCUUGCAAAGCCUGGUGAAGUAUUCAUCAACCCGGCUUGCGGUAUUCUAGGCUUCUCGGUCGCUCACCCUUCGGUGACUUCCCCUGAGAAUGCGGGAAAACUCCGUAUCCCCUCUGAUCCACCAAUGGACCGUCUGGCGCAAGCGCUCAUCUCUAAUCCGCCGACAGAUCACUCGAAAGCUCAAACCAUCUUUGAGUACCUCUCUACUCGACUGGGCCAAUCCGUCCCUGGCGCAACUGAUAGGUUGUCGAGCGCCAAGUUCAUCCCUGUGAAGACCAUCAAAGGUAUUGAGCUCGUUCGUCCUAUAGAUGUCUACUUUGCUUCUACGGAUACCGACAAGAAGCUGUACUCUUCAGCUUUCACCUUUGUGGAUUUUGGAGAGAGGGCGAAUGUCUUUCUUAGAUAUUGUGGUGUAAGAUCGGAGCCAUCUGUCAAAGACAUUGCUAAGUUGCUCAUGUCCCAACCGGAGAAAAUGCUCGCCCAAGCUGGUUCCCCUGACAAGUACUUGGAACAGCUCCGUAUGUUAGCUGCCAAUUGGACAAACUUUGACUUUGCCACAAAGACCGCUAUGAAAGGGUCUGCUUUUGUAUUGGCGUCUCAGCGGGUUCCGGUCAAAAAACAGAGUAAAAAGGUGUUCGGCACGUGGGGUGGGACCGAAGAUGAGUAUGAACGUGAAUGGGUUCUGUGCAAGGCAUCAGACGCCGCCUUGAUCAACGAUAUCACUAUGGUGCAGUAUUUUGGCCGAUAUAUCCUAGCAGCUCCUGAGGAACAACUCUUGGAAACGUUCUACGAACAUCUCGGUGCAAAACCACUGUCGUCAUAUGUCCGGACAGAAUACGUAACCUCUGGUUCAGUGUCACAAUCUACAGAAGAGGCAAAAGCUCUCCGUCGUCAUGUCCUCGAACGGUUGACUAUCUUUCUGGCUGAGGCGAGACGACGUCAUUCCGAAUAUACCAUUGAAGAGUUGAGCAAAGAAGGAAUGUUCCUUGUACAGGAAGUCAGAGAUCUCAAGGUCAAAUAUAUUUACAAGAAUGGUAAACAAGAGCAACAACAUCUCGAAGUACUUUAUGCUACUGCUCAAAGAGGUAGAGGGAAGAGUAUCAUCUUGACCGUCUCCAUGACUGCUCAACCGGACGACUACGACAUAGCGGCUGCCUUAUGCCCUUUACUCCUCAAACAAGCCAAAGCCGAUGAUGCUCUACUUCUCUACAGUAUCCUAUCAACACCGCUCAUGGCAUUGAAGAAACGUGGUUUCAACGUCGAUCGAAUACUCAAUCAACAAAGAGAAGAAAGACUUCGUCUACAAGCUGAACGUAUCCGUGAUUUAGAGAAAGAAAAACAAUCAGAGGUUAUCAUUGAUGACGGAGUAUCAGAAACCUCUACCAGUACAGCAGUCGAUGGUGAGAAAGAUACGAAAGGUGUUAAAAGCCUGUAUGAUAAACUUCGUAAUCGGGGUUUUGGUUCAUUAUCAUCCUCCAUGCCAUCUCAUGGCAGUGGCUCGUCACAUCCCCCAACAGCAAUCUCCAACAUCUUACGAGACCUCACAGCGGGACAUGGAAGCGGAAGCGGUGGUUUGGUUACCGGGUCAGGUGUUGGCCAAACGACCAAACGACCUACAGACUUGCAAAGCAUUAGGAACACGGUGCAAAAGGCUGUGGAUGCUUCAAGACCGGAGAUGGGGACACAAAUCAGUGAUUCUAGACAAGCGGUGAGAGAUGUUUCGGAGAGUCAGAAUGAAUAUUGUGAUACUAGCGCAGGAGCGGAUUUAGUUUUGGCUGUUGAUUUGGGUGCAGCAGGAUUGAGGAUGUGGGUUCCGAGGGAUGAACCGGAUCACGCUUCUUACCUCUCGGACAAACUAGGCAUCUCACAAAGGUUCGCUCGGGACAUUUUACUCCCCAUCGGUCAAGUUUACAAACUCGCUCCUCAAGUGUUGAACGUAUUUUGGGAUAGAGAAGGUCCCUUGAUCGCUUUCAAUAGAGGAGGAACCAUUUUCUGUAAUGCCCGAUAUUAUUCUGCGUGGCACGAUACACAAUGCAUUCAAGGGAACAAAAAUGACGCUUUCAUAUCUUGGUAUUUCUCCAUAGCUCACGAAUUAGCUCAUAACCUUGAAUCCGCACAUAACGCAUCACACGAGUUUUAUUUCUCCAGUAUCGCAGAAGAGUUUUUAAUACGUUUCGCCACACUUCUCACACCUUGA